Molecule: messenger RNA, 2647 nt
Organism: Talpa occidentalis (Iberian mole)
Lineage: Eukaryota; Metazoa; Chordata; Mammalia; Eulipotyphla; Talpidae
Product: RNA polymerase II subunit A C-terminal domain phosphatase SSU72-like
Exons: 2
Coding region: 159-881 (240 amino acids)
Biological process (GO): termination of RNA polymerase II transcription
Cellular component (GO): mRNA cleavage and polyadenylation specificity factor complex; nucleus
Molecular function (GO): RNA polymerase II CTD heptapeptide repeat phosphatase activity
Source: RefSeq, a predicted model, not a curated record
CAACAAGGUUCACUGUAUUUCUUUGCAUCUGCUGUUAGGAACAGCAACGGUUCCAGGCUGCAGAACGACUCUUCGUGGUACCCACGCUGCAACUUCUCCAACCAGCCUGACACCCAGGACACUGGUGCUUCCCUCCGCAGGUGCCCAGCACUCUGCACAUGCGCAGUGGGAACCCGUGCUCGCCCACGCACUACGUCGCUGGCGUCAUAACUUCCAGCCGCCAACUGCCGCCAUCUUGUUGGCCGGAAGCUUCCCUGCCUGCUGAGAUCCCUGAGGAGGCGUGGGCCGAAGUGAGUGCCAUGUCGGCGCUGCUGCGGGUGGCCGUGGUGUGCUCGAGCAAUCAGAACCGGAGCAUGGAGGCGCACAACAUCCUCAGCAAACGGGGCUUCAAUGUCCGGUCCUUCGGAACAGGGACUCACGUGAAGCUGCCGGGACCCGCCCCUGACAAGCCCAAUGUUUACGAUUUCAAAACCACGUACGAGCAGAUGUACAAUGAUCUCCUGAGGAAGGACAAAGAACUCUAUACGCAGAAUGGCAUCUUACAUAUGUUGGACAGAAAUAAGAGAAUCAAACCCCGGCCAGAAAGGUUCCAGAACUGUAAGGAUCAGUUCGAUCUGAUCCUCACCUGCGAGGAGAGAGUGUACGACCAGGUGGUGGAAGACCUCACCUCCAGAGAGCAGGAGACCUGCCAGCCGGUGCAUGUGGUCAAUGUCGACAUCCAGGACAACCACGAGGAGGCCACCCUGGGCGCCUUCCUCCUCUGCGAGCUCUGUCAGUGCCUGCAGCACAUGGAGGACAUGGAGAACGAGAUGGACGAGCUGCUGCAGGAGUUCGAGGAGAAAAGCGGCCGCCCCUUCCUGCACACCGUCUGCUUCUACUGACCAGCCUGCCCGAGGCCAUCUUUUGUUAAUACGUUUUGUUAAUACUUUUCUUUUGUUAAUACUUCCUUUUGUUAAUACUUUUUCCUUCGGGAUACUUGCUUCCACUUUUAGGUAUUCUGCCUGUGGAUGGUAGUAUCCAAAUAAACUGAAUAUAUCAAAUGAGAACAGAUACAUAAAUGCCAGAGUACAAACAAUCAGGUUUUCUAGCCCACAUUUUUAUGAGUAGGAUAUUGUUUGUAGUUUUUUUCCCCUUUAACCAAGACAGAAAUUGGUUUAGUGUGCAUUUCCCCCAUCCAUGUGUGCCUGUCACUGUGCCCUCCCUCCCCUCACCACGCACACCUCCCCCCAAACUGGCUGUAAUAUACAGAUCCCCAAUAAACAACAGGCUGUACCUUAUUAGGAGAGAACCUGCAAUUGUCGAAUAAAUUGCUGCUGCUGCUGCACUAAGAAUUAGUUGCUUUUUUUUUUUUAAACUAAGAUGUAAUUGAUAUAAACCAUUCUGUUAGUUCAGGUGUAAGAAUUACAAUCAUUCAGCUGAACUUGAUGAAUAAGAAAGAUUUUUUUGUUAUAUUCAGAUAAACUAAGAGCUGUUUGUUACAAAUCAGUAGCUCCAUGAUACAUUACCCAGAAUUAAAACAGAGUUUGAUAGGUAUUUGAGAUAAGCACCAACUGUUUUUCUCUACAUAAGAGCAUUUCUAUUUUCCCUUUUUUUGGCUAUUGUAGUCAUGUAGUUGUGAUAGGGCAUCUAAUUUCAAUGUACUCCUGAGGGACUUGUAUUGGCACAUGACCAUUCUGGGUAUGUAAUAAUCUUCAUUUCACAUGGCCAUAGUGAUUUGUCCAAGGUCAAAUGGAUGACUCAAGUAAAGCUCAUCAUAAUGCUUCCAAAGGAAUGUAUUCUUUCAGCUACAAAAGGAAGGAGCCCAAUCUUCUUUCAUAUAUAUAUAUUCUGAGAAACGAUGCUGGUCAUGUCUCCUCCCAGCAGAGAAGGCUGGAGAAGUGAAACCACCGUGCAGAGAAAAGCAGAGUCCUCAGGAUGAUAGCUGAUAUUGACCCCAACCUUCCAGACCACCUCACCCUUCUACCACCCCUACUUCAUUCUGAACUUAGUAAAGAAGGCACUAUGAGCAAAUAAUGACUUUUAGGGGGGAAAGUUUUGAGAGUAAAGACAAAGGGAAUUGGUUUUCUUUAGUCUACCAAAAUAUGGCAGAAUAAUGGUUGCCACCCUGCAUUUUGUUUAUCCCCAAUUGUCCAUUUACUUAGCUGAAAGGUGCCUGCCUUUCCUGCUUCCUGGAAAGGGUGACAUAACCUAUGGGUCUUAGAAACUCAGUUCCUCUACAGAGACUCUAGGAAGAUUUCUGAAUGGAGAAAAGGGAGCCCAAGGACAGAAGAUCAGGCCCUGGAAUUCUUGUGACCAGAAAGGUUCAGAAGCAGAAGAAAGAUCUGCGUGGUGGGACUAGAAAGCAGCCCACAAACUGCCUUGUUACCCAAGUCCAGCAUGGCAUAAAUGGCAUAAAUGGGGGAAUAGAAAGGCAAGGAAGGAUUUCCUGCUCCCAAGAUGCUGUAGAAGUGAAGAGUAACUGCUCUGUACCCUGAGGAAAAUCACAAUGUGCAUAUCACUAAAAGAAGCUGGGGAAACCCAAAGUUGAGUCCAGUUUGUAAGGAAUGGGUUACUUUCAAUAAAAUCUGUUUGUAUUACACAUAAAUUUUCGACAUGCUUGCUGCAGAAUGAGAUUCAUAACCACACUUUCCUUUCCUCCAAAUAUUAA